AUGAAAAGGGGCGUGCCUUAUUUUGGAGCUGAAGCAUAUAUUGCAUCAUGGGGCUUAAAUGUGGCUGGAGACCAACAUUCAUCCACAAAUAUGUGGGUUCAAAAUGGUCCUCCUGAUCAAUUAAAUGUCAUACUUGCUGGAUGGACGGUUUCGCCCAUGUUAAAUGGAGAUGACCACACUCGACUUUUCACAAUUUGGACAGCAGAUAAUGCUUGGAUCACCGGAUGCUACAACCAACUUUGCUCAGGUUUUAUAACAAUAGAUACUGUAAUAACUCCAGGCUUGAUUGUAUCGCCAAUUUCAUUUUGGGGUGGUAGCCAAUAUGACACAAAGUACCUUAUUUAUCAGGAUCGACCAACUGGGAAUUGGUGGUUUGUGGUAACUAAUAACAAUACGUUUGUGGGUUAUUGGCCUAAGGAACUGUUCAAUCAUUUAAGUGAUGGAGCUGAAACUGUGGAAUUGCUAUAG
Messenger RNA from Pistacia vera, 468 nucleotides. RefSeq lists its product as uncharacterized. The coding region runs from base 1 to 468 and encodes 155 amino acids. NCBI's taxonomy places the organism in Eukaryota, Viridiplantae, Streptophyta, Magnoliopsida, Sapindales, Anacardiaceae. The transcript has 4 exons. The record is from RefSeq and is a predicted model, not a curated record.